Trichechus manatus latirostris (Florida manatee) is the source of this 2831-nucleotide messenger RNA. It is a transcript of the gene WDFY2, whose product is annotated as WD repeat and FYVE domain containing 2. Gene Ontology annotation, molecular function: metal ion binding; protein binding. The record is from RefSeq and is a predicted model, not a curated record. Gene Ontology annotation, cellular component: early endosome. Lineage: Eukaryota; Metazoa; Chordata; Mammalia; Sirenia; Trichechidae. The transcript is spliced from 12 exons. Gene Ontology annotation, biological process: positive regulation of protein phosphorylation; positive regulation of fat cell differentiation. Bases 172 to 1374 code for a protein of 400 amino acids.
CGCCUCUGUGGUGGCGGGGGUUGUUGCUCUAAGCUGGGAGCGCUGAGUCGUUCCCGGGAGCGGCGGCUAGGCUAUGACCGCCGGUCCCCGGUGUCCCGCUCCGGCCAACCAGAGCCUGUGCUGGUGCCCGAGCGGUCUCUUCAGCCCGGCACUGCCGCGCCCCCUCCUCCGAUGGCGGCGGAGAUCCAGCCCAAGGCACAGACCCGCAAGCCGAUCCUGCUGCAGCGGGUGGAGGGGUCCCAGGAGGUGGUGAAUAUGGCCGUGAUCGUGCCCAAGGAGGAGGGCGUCAUCAGCGUCUCAGAGGACAGGACAGUUCGUGUCUGGUUAAAGAGAGACAGCGGACAGUACUGGCCAAGUAUAUACCAUGCAAUGCCUUCUCCAUGUUCAUGCAUGUCUUUUAACCCGGAAACCAGAAGACUGUCCAUAGGUCUAGACAAUGGUACAAUCUCAGAGUUUAUUUUGUCAGAAGAUUACAACAAGAUGACUCCUGUGAAAAACUACCAAGCGCAUCAGAGCAGAGUGACGAUGAUCCUGUUUGUCCUGGAGCUGGAGUGGGUGCUGAGCACGGGACAGGACAAGCACUUUUCCUGGCACUGCUCCGAGAGUGGGCAGCUCCUGGGAGGUUAUCGCACCAGUGCGGUGGCCUCGGGCCUGCAAUUUGAUGUUGAAACCCGGCAUGUGUUUAUUGGUGACCAGUCAGGCCAAGUUACAAUCCUCAAACUGGAGCAAGAAAACUGCACCCUGGUCACAACAUUCAGAGGCCAUACAGGUGGGGUGACUGCUCUCUGUUGGGACCCAGUCCAGCGAAUGCUCUUCUCAGGCAGUUCAGAUCACUCUGUCAUCAUGUGGGACAUUGGUGGGAGAAAAGGAACAGCCAUCGAGCUCCAAGGACACAAUGACAAAGUCCAGGCCCUCUCCUAUGCGCAGCACACGCGGCAGCUCAUCUCCUGUGGCGGUGAUGGUGGGAUUGUCGUCUGGAACAUGGACGUCAAGAGGCAGGAGACCCCUGAGUGGUUGGACAGUGACUCCUGUCAAAAAUGUGAUCAGCCUUUCUUCUGGAACUUCAAGCAGAUGUGGGACAGUAAGAAAAUCGGCCUCAGACAGCACCAUUGUCGUAAGUGCGGGAAGGCCGUUUGCGGCAAAUGCAGUUCCAAGCGCUCCUCCAUCCCCUUGAUGGGCUUCGAGUUUGAAGUGAGGGUCUGUGACAGCUGCCACGAGGCCAUCACAGAUGAAGAACGUGCGCCCACGGCGACCUUCCACGACAGUAAACAUAACAUCGUGCAUGUACAUUUUGAUGCAACCAGAGGGUGGUUGCUGACUUCCGGGACUGACAAGGUUAUUAAGUUGUGGGAUAUGACCCCAGUAGUGUCUUGAUGAUACCUCCUGGAAUCAGAAAGAGAGAAUUCACUAAAGAAAUGGUUGUUCUAAUCCCAGUCAUUGCUGAAGAUGUAAAGGAAAGCAGAUGUGUAAGGAGAGAGAGAGAAACCACAGAAUCUAGAUGAGUUUGCGUAUGUAAACUGAUGUACAGUGGUGAGCUAAUGAUUGAACACUUGCAAAGGGACUCUUUCAACUUUGUUGUUCAUACGGUAUCACAUAAGGUAUUUUUUUAACAAAUGGUUUAUACAGUUUGGCUGUGCUAUAUUGUUUUGAGUAUAAUGAAAAAUCUGGGAUGUUUAAUUUUUGUAUUUUUCAAGACUUCAUUUUAUUUGUUGCUUUGUGUGUCAGAGAAAUGAGGGUGGUAUCUGUUCAGGGUAUUUUUGGUUAUUAUAAAGUCAUUCUCAUGUUUUCUUCACUCUGGCAUGUAUCAUGUGGUCAGCAUCUUUUUCUUCUCGUCUCUCUGCGUUUACUCUAACCAUCAUCUGCCAGUUACCACAGUAUCUGUAUUUCACUGUUUACUUGCAACGUCUCUGCUUUCAUAUCCUCUUCAGUGGAGAGAUUUGGAAAGCCAUUUGUGUGGAUUUACCAACUGACUUGAAGAACGGUCUGUUUGUAAUGCCUGACUCCUCCGUGUUGUUACCGAGUAGAGAUGACCCUGCAUUCCCGUCUCAGUGUUAACUCUGUCUUCCCCACACUGGAAAUACUGUGUGAAAGCUGCUCCCCGUCAUCAUCACCACAGAAAGUAGAUGGUUACAACUCAGCUUCAACCCUCAGUGUCUGGAUCAUUUAGACCUCAGUUGGAGCCUCCUGGGCCUUUUAUAUCUUAGUUUUACUUGGCACAGCUCUUCUCACUCAUAAUAUUUAAAACAAACAAAAACACCCUACAUGCUUCAUGAACCAGUAUCUUUAAGAUGUGCUUCUCCAUGUGACAUCACCUCUGAGCUUGAACAUGUUCAUUCCUGCGAGAUUGUAGUCCUGCUCUAUCCCUCGCCAUCUGUAUUUUCUUUCCCUUUAAAAACUAUAGUAAUUUAAACUUUUUUAUCUUAAUGUAUUUUAUCAGAACACUUUGCACACUUUCAUACUAAAACUGUACAUGAUCUGCAACAUAAAGGUACUGCAUCCUACACUCAGCCUGUGUCCUGUUGAGAAUGUGAAAGAGGCUUCAGAAAAGGAACCUGAAGAACUAUUUCUGACGGAAUCCAAUCAAGCUUGAUAAAGUGGGAUAUUCCUGUUGUAGUCACUCAACUCAGGAUUUUGAAGUCCUUAUUUUAAAAAAACUUUAUUUUCACCUGUGAAAAUAACAUGAAACAACAGCUACAAACACGGACCAUGUGCCUACCCCUUCUAAGCACUUUACAGGCACCACCUCACCCAGUCCUCACUGUCGGGAGCAGCGGGAGGACCACCAGGCUAAACAAAGCUGUGCAGAUCAACAGGCCAAUUACUUGCCCCGC